This is a messenger RNA of Geodia barretti, 344 nucleotides long. Lineage: Eukaryota; Metazoa; Porifera; Demospongiae; Tetractinellida; Geodiidae. The record is from the annotation of a GenBank genome assembly.
GACCAAAAAAGCCAACCCGGGUGACAGAUUAUCUGUGUACAUUGAGGCUGUAGCUAGCGACAUGUUUGGUGCGGGUGCCAAGGGCAUGAUAAAUCCACCCGACCCCUCUCGUUACUACUCAAUCACAAUGGCAGAACUUGCAGUUUUUUGAUAGAGAUGUUUAUGCUCUCCUGAUGGACCUGACUGUCAUCUAUGACAGUGCAAAGCAUCUUCCGGAAGGUUCUGAGAGAGCCUAUCAUGCUCUCCAUACUGCCAACCACAUUGUCAAUGCUUGUGAGCCCUUCAAGAAGUCAACUUUCCCCCUGUACGUAGCUUUGGGUAGUUUCAGUGUCUGUCGAGUUAGA